Messenger RNA from Closterium sp. NIES-67, 2420 nucleotides. The record is from the annotation of a GenBank genome assembly. Lineage: Eukaryota; Viridiplantae; Streptophyta; Zygnematophyceae; Desmidiales; Closteriaceae.
AGCGCGCCAAUAAACUUCCAGCAGGCCACAAAAGGAUCAUCUGUGAUUAGCGUCACGCGCGCCGCACGGGCCGCCUAUCCAUAUCUGUGAGAAGCGUCAAUUCUGUGGAUGAGAUCCAUUGUCCUGCAAAUCAGAUCAUUUGUAGCCUCCUCUGCUGUGUUCCCUCGAGUUUAUCUCUUUUCGAAGUCGCCAUAUUCAACGUCGGAACGAUCAAAUGGGCCUAUUCUUGCUCCAAGCCGACUGCUCUGUCCUCAAUCGCGCGUCGUAGGCCGCCGUAAUUUAUGUCCCCGCUAAGGAAGCCGUUGCGCGAGGCGUAGCUAAGAAAAGGACUAGGCGGCGAUCGCGGUGUGGUAGAGACGGAGUGGGCUUACGUGGCGAUGGUACGGGACCACGUGGACGCCGUCGGCGGCGGCGGAGGGAAAUCGGCAAGGCGUUCUAUUCCUGCGCAGCAUGGCGGCGGCGGGAAGCAGGGGAGAGCUGCGCGGAAAUCGACGGCAUCGGUGAACGCGUGCUACCUGCUGCGGAGCCUGAACCCUCAGGCGCGCGGGGCUACUUAUAUCGGCUUCACAGUGGACCCCGUGCGGCGGCUGCGGCAGCACAACGGGCGCGUGGUGAGCGGCGCGCACAAGACGCGGCGCCACCGCCCCUGGGAGAUGCUGCUGCUGCUGCACGGCUUCCCCUCACGCUCCGCCGCCCUGCAGUUUGAGUGGGCGUGGCAGCACCCGGCACGCUCGCUGCAUGUGAGGGGCGUGGCGGCGCAGCACAGCAGCAGGCAGCUCGUGGGCGCGGCAGGCAAGCUCAGGCUCAUGCUCGAAAUGCUGCAGCUGCCGCUGUGGGGCAGCCUCCCCCUCGUGCUGCAGUUUCUCUCCCCCGACCAUGUUCCCCCCAACUGGCCUCCCGCCUGCCUCCCCCCCCAAAUGCGCCUCACUUGGGGGGAGGAAAGAGGGGCGAAUGAGAGUGGGAGUGGGAGUGGGAGUGGGAAUGGGAGUGGGAGUGGGAGUGGGAGUGGGAGUGGGAAUGGGAGUGGGAGUGGGAGUGGGAGUGGGAAUGGGAGUGGGAGUGGGAGUGGGAGUGGGAGUGGGAGUGGGAGUGGGAGUGGGAGUGGGAGUGGGAAUGGGAGUGGGAGUGGGAGUGGGAGUGGGAGUGGGAGUGGGAGUGGGAGUGGGAAUGGGAAUGGGAGUGGGAGUGGGAGUGGGAAUGGGAAUGGGAGUGGGAGUGGGAGUGGGAGUGGGAGUGGGAGUGGGAGUGGGAAUGGGAAUGGGAGUGGGAGUGGGAGUGGGAAUGGGAAUGGGAGUGGGAGUGGGAGUGGGAGUGGGAAUGGGAAUGGGAGUGGGAGUGGGAGUGGGAGUGGGAAUGGGAAUGGGAAUGGGAGUGGGAGUGGGAGUGGGAGUGGGAGUGGGAAUGGGAAUGGGAGUGGGAGUGGGAGUGGGAGACGAGAGGAGGGUGCUGGGUGUUUGUGUGGUGGUGGGGGGGGUCUAUUUUUGAGGCGCCUCAAAAAUGGGCCCAGUGGUGGCGUGGCCGGUUGUGAGGUGACUAAGGAGCGGCGCGGCAGGGGCAGAGGCAGCAGCAGUGUUGCAGCGAGGCGAAUAGCAGCAAGCACUGUGACAGCAGGGGCAACAGUGACAGCAGGGGCGACGGGGACAGCAGGGGCGAGGGGGACGGCAGGGGGAGAGGGCAUGACAUUGCGUGGUGGCUCCAGCAGCAGCACCAUGCACAGCUGUGGCAACGGCAACGGCAACGGCAACAGCAACGGCAACGGCAACGGCAACGGCAGCAGGAGCAGCAGUGAGGGUGAGAGGAUAGGUGGAAGGACAAGUGAGGGGACACACAGCAGCCUGCCCGUGCCUGGGACCGCAUCUGUGGUGCUGGGGAGGGAGCGGGCAGGUGGGGGGGGGAAGCGUGGGCGGGGCGGUGUGGGGAGGUGGGGCGAGGUGGUGUGUGAGGUGAUUGACCUCACAGGGGAGGGCAGCCCUGAGAUGCGGGGUUGGCAGCAGAGGGAGGAGGAUUGGUGGGCGGAUGUAGAACCUGUAGAGCCUUCUCCUGCUGCCGUCCCUCCCCUCCAGGGUCCUGCUCCAUGCACAACCCUGGAGUCCCCCCCACCAUGCUCCAGCAAUCCACCACCACCACCACCUGCCACUGCCUCUCUCCCGGUGCAGGCACCAGCGCAAGCACGGCUGUGGCAGGCUGUGGCCAGUGCUGCUGUGCCGCUGCAAGGGCGGGGCGUGUUUGGAGAAGUAAAGGGACUUGAUAAUCGGAAGGGUGAGUGGGGAGGGGUGUUAGGAGGAUGUGAUCAAGGGUUGGAGGUGAGAGAUGUUAUCUGCCUGUUAACGCCAUAGGAGUUUUCCAUUUAAGAACCUUUAGCGGUGUACCUUUUUCUCUCAGAGAUUGUUCUACAUAAGUAAUAACGUGUAUUAACAAUU